Molecule: messenger RNA, 1635 nt
Organism: Cladophialophora bantiana CBS 173.52
Lineage: Eukaryota; Fungi; Ascomycota; Eurotiomycetes; Chaetothyriales; Herpotrichiellaceae
Exons: 2
Coding region: 1-1635 (544 amino acids)
Biological process (GO): transmembrane transport
Molecular function (GO): transmembrane transporter activity
Source: RefSeq, a predicted model, not a curated record
AUGCUGUCGCCUGAAGAUACGAGGAUUCCUGGCACUGUCCAAUUGACGGAUGCUGAUGGUAGUAUCGACGCGAAACACGCCGGAAACACCGACAUCAUCUUAAUCCCUGUGCCAACCAACGACCCAGAAGACCCCUUGAACUGGACCCCUCGCCGAAAAGCUUUGUCGACUUUCUGCACCCUGCUAUAUACUGGUCUCAUCGCGGGGGCCUUUGGAUCGACUCCGACCGUGCUUGUCCAGAUCUCUAAUUCUACGGGCCUGACGAUCAAUGAUCUGGUAGUAGGCGUCGGCUAUACCUUUCUUACCUUCGGCUGGGGGUGUCUGAUCUGGCAACCUCUUGCCAUGCAAUAUGGCAAAAGGCCCAUGUAUCUCAUCUCAAUCUUGGUUACUGUCGCCCUCAUGGCCUGGACUCCGUACUGCAAAAGCAAUGCGCAAUGGAUCGCUAACAAGCUGCUACAAGGAUUCUUUGGCGCUCCUGUCGAGAGUCUUUCGGAGAUCAGCUUGACCGACCUCUACUUCCAACAUGAACGGGGUAAAUACAUUGCAUAUUAUGGGAUGGUACUCUUCAGCGCAAUCUAUGUGAUGACAAUAAUAGCUGGCUUCAUCGCUGAUGGACAAGGAUGGCCGUGGGUUUUGUUCUGGGCCAGCAUAUUUUGUGCAGUUGGGUUCGUGUUUCUUUUCUUCCUUAUGGAAGAAACCAACUAUGAAGUCCGCGGCAGCAACGUUGGAGGUGCCGCUGCGAGUGUCGAGGUCAACAACGAAUCGCUUGAAGGGCCGGCGACGAGCAAUUCAGAUCCAGAAAAGACUCCAUGGGUUACAAGGGCGACACCUGAUUCGGUACCCCAAAUAUAUCCACGGAAGUCUUAUUUCGACAAGCUGAAGCUCUGGAGGACUGCUGAUCUCAAAAAAGAGAAUCGUAUCCUCGGUAUGAUGCUGAGACCGAUCGUGUUUUUCACGUAUCCAGUCAUCCUCUAUGCGGGCUUCUCCUACGGUGCAGGAGUUAUCUGGUUCAACGUCAUCAUCAACACGGUAUCGCCGUACCUGACCGCACCGCCAUACAACUUUUCCACAUCUCUCGCCGGGCUGUCUUACUUGUCGGUGUUACUGGGCACCAUCCUAGCUUUUCCUCUUUGCGGCAGUUUUGGUGACAAGUUCUGCCUAUGGAUGGCGCGACGAAACGGUGGGGUUGCCGAACCCGAGCAUAGGCUCUGGCUAAACUUGGCACCACUGGUGCUCGUACCGUUUAGCCUUAUUCUCUGGGGCGUGGGUUCGGAACAUGGAAUCCACUGGUUCGGGUGUAUCGUUGCUCUUUUCCUACUCGGGAUUUCAAUCACCUUCUUGCUGCAGCUUAAUAUUGGUUAUUGUCUGGACUCGUACAAAGACUUGAGCGCCGAAGCCCUCGUCACCGUCAUCUGUAUCAGAAACACGAUGAAUUUCGCAUUUGACUACGGGUUCACGCCUUGGCUGACGAGCAUGGGUCGACAAAACGCAUUUAUUACCGCUGCUAUGGUUGGCUUGGCUCAGAUUGCAACCUUUUUACUCAUGAUCAAGUAUGGCAAGACUUUGCGUAAGUUGAGUGUCCAGAGGUACUACAAACACUCAGCGAUUUUGCGAGCAGCUGGUCUUAUACGCUGA